Messenger RNA from Ictalurus punctatus (channel catfish), 5000 nucleotides. It is a transcript of the gene lmx1al, whose product is annotated as LIM homeobox transcription factor 1, alpha-like. Gene Ontology annotation, cellular component: nucleus. The coding region runs from base 451 to 1671 and encodes 406 amino acids. Lineage: Eukaryota; Metazoa; Chordata; Actinopteri; Siluriformes; Ictaluridae. Gene Ontology annotation, biological process: regulation of transcription by RNA polymerase II; neuron differentiation. The transcript has 9 exons. Gene Ontology annotation, molecular function: RNA polymerase II transcription regulatory region sequence-specific DNA binding; DNA-binding transcription factor activity, RNA polymerase II-specific. The record is from RefSeq and is a predicted model, not a curated record.
AGAGACAGACAGAAAGAGAGAGAUAGACAGAAAGAGAGGGAUAGGUGGGAGGGAAAGAGAGUGAGACAGACAGAAAGAGAGAGAGACAGAAAGAGAGGGAUAGGUGGGAGGGAAAGAGAGCGAGACAGGAGGCAUGAAGGAGAGAGGGAGAGAUAUGAAAGCGAGAGAGAGAGAGAGAGAGGGAGAGAGAGGGAGGUGGGAGGAGUGAGGAGUGAGGGAGAAUUAGAGAGAGAUAUAUGAGCACAUCUCUAACUCUCUGUACCUCCAUUGUGUGUUGCGGCUCUUCACCCGGACACACAGCGCGCGCGCCUGCAGGAUUUUUCUAACUCCAACUUCCGCUCCGGUUUGGUUUCUGUGUUCAUCCUGAGAGUGGAGUUUAAAACACACAUCGCUGUUUAUCCUCAUCCUCAUCCUCAUUAUCACGAGUGCACGUGAUCACCGGUGUCUUUGAUGUUACCUACAGAAAGCUCGGGAGGAGUGUGUUUCACCGUCAGUCAGCACUCAGAAGGAGGCCCGAACGGUAUGAAAACAGAGGAAAACCAGUCAUGUCUGCAGCAGACCCCGUCUUCCACACCUUUUGAGCAUGUGGGCGGAGGUGAGGUGUGUGCAGGGUGCGAGUCGCCCAUCGCUGACCGCUUCCUCUUGCGCGUGAACGAUCAGUCGUGGCACGAGACGUGUGUGAAGUGUGCCGUGUGUCUGAGCACGCUCAGUGGGACGUGCUACUCCCGAGACCGGCUGCUGUACUGCAAACACGACUACGAGAAGCUGUUUGUGCGGAAGUGCAGCGCGUGCCUGCAGGUGAUUGGCCGCUCAGAGCUGAUCAUGCGUGUGCUGGGGCAGGUGUAUCACCUGGGCUGCUUCAGCUGCUGCGAGUGCGAGCGCCGGCUCCAGAGGGGUGACGAGUUUGUGCUCAAGGAAGGUCAGCUGCUCUGCCGUGGAGAUUAUGAGAAGGAGAGAGAGAUGCUCGCCGCCAUCAGCCCCGCCCCCACCGAAUCAGUGAAGAGCGAGGAUGAGGAAGGAGGCAGCAGCUCCAUGGGAGGAAAAGCUGGCGAUGACAGUAAAGAGCACAAGAGGUCCAAGCGGCCGCGCACCAUUUUAACCACGCAGCAGCGCCGCGCCUUCAAGGCGUCCUUCGAGGUGUCCUCCAAACCCUGCCGAAAGGUCAGAGAGACCUUAGCGGCUGAAACCGGGCUGACGGUCCGAGUGGUCCAGGUCUGGUUCCAAAACCAGAGAGCGAAGAUGAAGAAAAUCGCUCGCAGGCAGCAGCAGCAGCAGCAGCAGCAGGAGCAGGAGCAGAUCGGCGGCAGCAGGAGGGGUCCGAGCAGAGGAGGACGACUGAGUAACGACGACAGCGAGGACGGUUCGAGCAGUCACGGCUUAGAUGGCAUGCUCUCGUACUCCUCCAUGCCACGACAGCAGCUCUUGGCUCUCGACCCAAACCUGUACGGGGGAGAGCAGUUCCGGCACGGUCUCACGCCCCCGCAGCUGGGCCCCGAGCAGAUGCACCCGUACGACUCCGAAACCGUUUUCCAUGACUUGGACAGCGAUGGAAGCCUGGGUCACCUCGGCGAUUGUCUCUUGGCGACGGCCGAGGGAGGGGUGCUGGCAGGACGCGUGGGAAAUCCGAUCGACCGCCUGUAUUCGAUGCAAAACUCCUACUUCACCUCGUGACCCCUCUCCACCUCUGACCCCAGACUAACUCCGCCGCAGUCUACAAGAGAAGCAGCAAACAAACAGACAAAGCCUCGCUCAAAGCCCAGCGUGUUUGCCCAACUAAGCCUGCAGGAUCUCUCAUCCCGCAAUCACACACGAGUUUACGUCAGUCACGAUCCUGCAGGAAUACCGCUAUAUAAUGAGUUAAAUAGCAAACAGGAAAUGAUGCGGUUUAGGGUUCGACUAGGAAUAAGAUCAUUGUAGCCUCGUGGCUUAAUUAAUAUUAAUAAAAACCAACACACACACACACACACACAUUUACGUCAUAGGCAUGCUGUAUAUUUGAUUAGGCAGCUGAUCACCAACAUUUUACCUCAUCAUCCAUCUCAAACAGUUAGACAAAAUUCAUUCACCAAUCCGUCAUUUGAAAAAAGACAACACACACACACACACACACACACACAGAAGAUAAACCUUGCAUAGGAAGCCUUGCAUCUAUAUCAUCACACGGACGUAGUCAGAUUAGAACCACAUCACAUUUACAAUGGAGUGCAAAAGUUUGUGCUCCCCCAGGCCCAAAUAAUUCAUAUACAGCAAUAAGACAAGUUAUUAUAGAAACGAAAUGGUCGAAUCUUGUAUUUAAAGAUAUUAAUAGUGUAAAAUGGUGGCUCAUCUCACUUUCUGGUUGUGAUAUAAGGUUUUAACGCCCACGUUUUGCCCUUUUGCCUCCAACUUCUUUCAAGAGCUUUUCAGUUGUCGUAUUUGUCCACGAAUUCCUUUAUUGACUUCUUGUUGUUGUUGUUGUUGUUGUUGUUGGUUUUUUUUUGCUUAUCUGCCCUCUACAAAAAAAAAAAAAAACAGGAAAUGCCACACCCACUUUACCAACCUCAGACCAAUCGAAUCAAAUGUCAAACACCGUUGUGGUAAAAAUGUAACGUCUUUUUCACCACGCUAACAGAUUGGACGCCCCACACGUAUCGGUCCCAUUUGAUCUCACUUCACCUACGGUACGGGUUUCUUUUUUUUCCCCAGCCAGAAACUAUCAUGGGGGGCACAAACUUCUGCACUCAACUGUAUAUAAUGUGGUAUCAUUUUUUUUUAAGGGAAAACAACAAAUCAGACCCAAAGAGCAGUGCUUUUACCGUAUGAUUUCUAGGAAUGAAUGUCAUUUAAUUUUUUAAUUUCUUGUACAUUUUCUCGGAUUAUAUUUACACAUUCUACCCUUUUGUUCUCGCUAUUAUCCUCACGCUAUUACACUUUAAUUACCAGGCCUUUGAUGAUGUAAUUUAGGAGUAUUAGGGACGGGAAAGACUAAACCGAGCAGCACUGCGGAGUCUUAAGGAGUCUCGGUAGGGUUCAGAGAGCAAAGGGAAAGGGUGCAUACCAGAGUGAUUAAGACGAGGCCAACACAAAUCCGCCCGGUGAUACGGGGUCAGGUGGACUUGCGUGGGAUUAAAUGAUUAAAAUACUGGAAUUUUUUUUGCCAUCCAUAAACACGUACACUGCCAGUCAGGAGGUUUCUGGACGCUCUGUGUUAGCAGGUUUGGGUGAAAUGGGUUGAAGAUAAAUACAGAAAUUUUGUGUGUGUGAAUUUUUUUAAUUGUACUUUAUUUGUCUUUUUUUUCAAUCUCGAUCACUCUAACGAGGCACUUGUAGCGCUCCAUAUAUAUCUGGCGUUACCUAGAAUUACAAUUUAGUGUUAUCUAAAAUUGAGAAAUUCUACUUCAUCAAACAAGUGCAGGUUUAGUAAAAGAACUCAAGUAGACAAUGAUUCGAGGUCCUUAAAAAUAAAGAUUUAGUAAUACUACUACUACUACUACUACUAAUAAUAAUAAUAAUAAUAAUAAUAAUAAUUAUAAUACUCUUUAUUUCAUUUUUGGACAUCAAUCUGAAAUGAAAUAAUGAACCUCAAAGAGUUUUACAUGAAAAAAAUGAUGAAACUUAAUUUGACAGUAGUGAAUAAACUGUAAUGAAAAUAUAUAUUUUAUACAAUAUUAAAUAUUAAAUAAUAAAACUAUUAAUUAAUAAUAUUAAAUAAUAAAAAUACAAUAUUUAAAAAAAAAAAAAAAACUUCAAAAACUUGCCUGGCAGUGUAUGUACUUACUUUUACUCUUCUUCUUUUCUCUUCUAGUCUCUUCUCUCCUCCUCCCUUCUCUUCUCUUCUUAUCUCUUCUCCCCUCUUCUCUCCUCUUUUCUUUCCUUUUCCCGUGUGAAAAAAAAUAUCCUUAUUUCCUUCUACCCCAUACAACUUCUUCACCUUCCGGCUCUUUUUCUCUGAGUUGACCUUUGAGUUCAGUUUUACCCGCGUUCCCUUUCUUUCUUUUUAUUUUUCUAAACGUGAUUUUCUCCCCCUAAGUUGCCUGACUAUACUUACAGUCUCUGUCCUUCUCGCUCCUAGUUAAUAAUAAUGACCACAACGUUUACGUCGCACUUUUCUACACCGAGCUUCAGAAAGAAGAAAGCUUUUAAUAACUAGGUGGAAUAUUAAUAAAACGAGACACAGGGUACUUUCGAUGCUUCUGACUAAAGAACUGUUAUUUAAAAAAAAAAAGUUUUAAAAACCCCACCCCUUUGUUCGGGUUUUUCCAAAACCACCACUUCUGAAGGAAAUCAUCUCAGAUGAAACUAAAAUGCUUUAAGGAGAGUUUUGUUGAAUUCUCAUGUCUGAGGUCUAAUGCUUAAGGGUCAGGAGUGGAUCAGGGUCAUCACACUGCCAACAGGGUCUCGCGUUUACAGGGUAGAGGUACAUUAUUACAGCAUCCGCAUCAUCUUUACUACUAGUGUGUAAAAGUAAUGGCGCCCUGGCCGUUCCGGGGGCCGUGUGAUGCUAAAUGUUCUUGUGCUCUAACGUACUGCGCUUAACGUGUUCGUAUCAUGACUAAUAUGGUUGCGAUUAGCACUACUGUCUCUCUUCGUUCCUCUGUAUGAUACUGCUGGAUAUUUUGUAGCUUUCUCCUGCAUGACGGUGUGUACACGUGAGACGUUUCUUAUUUAAAAAAAAAAAAAAAGAAGAAGAAUUUUAUGACAUGUACAGAGCACUUAUUAUUAUUGUUUCAACCCUCUGGACUGCGGAUGUUAUAUGAAGCAGACCGAGUAGCCUGAAGCUGUGAUUGGAUCUGACACCAGGGAUAUUAAGGCCACUGUUCUUGGACCGCUUUGUGAUUCUGGACUCUAUCAGAGUAACUGCUGAAAUGCGACAGAAUUGACGGCACAAUUCUUUUAUUUUAUAUAUUAUUUUUUCUGUUCUGUGAUCUGUUCAAGUGGUUCCUGUGUAUUGUGUUUUCACCUUUACAAUAUAAUCAGUGGUUUCGUUGUCGAAAUGAUCACGUCUCUUUGAUUUCUGAGUC